This is a messenger RNA of Nelumbo nucifera (sacred lotus), 1981 nucleotides long. RefSeq names its product chaperone protein dnaJ-like protein. Lineage: Eukaryota; Viridiplantae; Streptophyta; Magnoliopsida; Proteales; Nelumbonaceae. The record is from RefSeq and is a predicted model, not a curated record.
AAAGCAAAAUAUUGGGGUCGGGAAAGGGGCGCGGGGUCGACAUUACAAUUCAAGGUUUUCAAUGAAAGACGGAAUGAAGGAUUGCUAAUAUCAUUGCUUCCAUCUUUGGUUCUUCUGGUUGUCUUCAAAGCUUAUUGCUCAUGGCUCCGUUUGCUUGCUCGCAUCAAGUUUUCUGCGGAAUUUCUCGCUUUAGUGUUCUCCCAUCCAAUUUGCUCUAACCCAAUUGGCAAAGGCAAAUUUCAUCCGUCGGGUAUUAGCUGGCACUGACAGGGUGCGUUAGGAAGACUUGUCUAAAUUAUGAUAAUUAAUAAUAAUAAAAACCGCAACUGCAAGCAAUGAAAGCGAGUAGACAAAUCCUUCAUCUAACCCAGUAGAAAACUCCAAUUGAUGACUGAUAUCGUGUGGACCCCCGUCUUUGAUUUCCAGGCAACCGUGUUUAUCCUACUGUUUUUAGCUUCCUUACAGGCGAAGAGAAGCUCCUCUUAUAACUCUCUCUCUUUCCUCUCUCAGUCUUGAUUUGAAGAAAAUGGAAGAGCCUCUGCUCUCAGGCGAAGUUGAAGAGAAAAAGAGGGAAAAAUGGAGUUCGUACGAGUACGUGGGCAGAACUGGUUCCGUGUUCCCAACCGCUUCGUUGGCCGGAACGGAAAUUAACAUCGAUGAAAUUCGAUCGGCGGCAGCAUCUUCCGAUUAUUAUCCACCUAUCCAUGCUGCCUUGAUCAGUUCACCCGAACCCGUGCCUAGUGAGCAAGUUGUUGUUUAUCAGGGUAGAUUUGGACAAGGUCCAGGUGGAAACACCAUUGGGAGGCAAAUCCUGGAUGAAGUAGAGAUACGGGAGUUGCUCAUCGAUCAUGUUGGUCAUCGUUGCUGUUGGGGAAGUCGUCCAGCUCGGACCUGGAAGUUACAUGCAGUGGAAGACUGUAAUGUUUAUGUGGGAACUCUGGAAACAUUUAUUGAAGAAAGGGAAACUAUGACAGAAAAGGAACCAUAUUUUGGUGGUAAAAUUGAUGGGAAAGACAAAGAACCUGAACUUGGAAUAUGGGAAUUGGACCUCAGGUCUGAAUUCCCUCUUCUCUUUGUACCACAGAAAGAAACACGGACCAGAAUUCCUCAUUCAGAAGCUAUUAAGAACUGCCCAGGUUGUGGGGGACGAGGACAGUAUCCAUGUCCUACAUGUAAUGCUGACCAAGAACCUGGAUUUUACAAGGAAAACCAAAUGACUCAGUGCCCUGCUUGUUAUAGUAGAGGUUUGAUAGCACACAGAGAUGGAUCUGAUACUAUAUGUAUGAAGUGCAAUGGCAAGGGAAAGCUUCCUUGUGUAACUUGUGGAUCUCGUGGGCUAAUGAAAUGUGAAGCGUGUCAUGGUGGAGGCUCCCUUCUCACACGCAAUGUUGCCAUUGCUCGAUGGAGGACACUUUCGACCCGUAAAGUGAGUGCAACAAGUGGUGCAGGCUCAGUUCCAGAUGAGGUCUUUCACCGGGCCAGAGGGGUCGAACUAUGCAAUACACAGGCAUACCAAUGCACACCGGCCUUUUUUGCUGAUUCGUUCUUUCUCAACAAGUUCUCUUCCGAUGUCAUUGCAGAUAGGGCUCCUGUUCCUCCCACAGCAAGGGUUAUAUGUGAAAGGCAUUCCAUAUCUGUUGUGCCAGUUACUCGCGUCACCAUGGCCUGUCGCAACCAGUCUUUCAGUUUCUAUAUCAUUGGGCUUAGCCGAGAGGUGUACCUGAAGGACUACUACCCAGCUCGAUUUUGUUGGGGACUCUGCCCUUGCUUGGAAUGGUUGAGACUAUAGUUAAGUUCGUUGCACAGUGGAUUUUGGAUUACUUGUAUUUUCUUUUUCAUGCUUUCAUAAUUCUGAAUCUGGAUGGAUGCAUGCUGUAGUCUUUUUCAUGUCUGGUUGGACUCACAAAGUAUACAAGGUUGACUGUAUUGUUAUUUUUCCAUUACGUAAAUAAUGGCCUUGAAGCGAGGCUAGCUUUCUAAA